AUGUCAAACAAACAAAAUAUCAACAGUCAUCCCAAACCACCAAUUCCUUCGCAUAAAAACAACAGGGACUCUAUUACUUCCAUCACCAGUCGCACUUCCAAUAGCGAAAGUGCUCUGACCAUCGUGUAUCCUAUACUUGCAAAUAGUGAUCACGGGAACCACAAGGAAGACGCUGAUUCUAGCACUCUCAACCCAACAAAUAUAAGAAACCGUUCGGUGUCAUCAUGGGACAGUGCCAUUACAUAUAACACAAUGAAUAGCACCAGAUCCUCAGUCCAGUAUACAUCCGAUGAUGGCUCGUCUUCCUUGUUGUGGGAUGAAGCAAGGAAAUCGGCUAUCGAUCUUUUGAAGGCUGACAAUUCUCGGUCCGAACAUGCCACAUUGGAAUUUACCAUCAACAAGCUGGACAUCAAAUCUCUUGGUAUCAUUGGAAGGGAACGAGAAUUAAGAUUACUGAACGCCGCUUUUCAAAGAUUAACUGGAUGUUACGACGAUUCAUUUCCGCAGGCUUCAAGUCGUUCAUUCAAUUCAGGUUCUGAAAAUGAGAUUGUUUUCAUUUCCGGGCCUGCCGGAAUUGGCAAGUCGACCUUGGCGCAGUCGUUGAAGAAGAAAGCAAUUACUACAAACGUGGCCUUUGCCGAGGGAAAGUAUGAGUUUACUUCUAUCCACGAGCCAUACUCUGGGGUGGCUCAGGCCUUUGGUGAAUUAUGCAACAAGUUCAAGGACUAUCCGGCAGAAAUUGUUGCCGAUUUAUCGCAAACCAUUCACAAGACCAUGCGAGAAGAAUUCAAGAUGCUUUCAGGUCUGAUUCCGGAACUCGGAACCUUUUUUGAAGACGACGAGCAAGGUGAUCCCAGCUCUCACAGUCGCCUACCGAUUCAUUCGACAGGGAAGGAACACGAAAGGUGGAAGUAUGCAUUUCGUAUAUUGACUCGAAUACUCGGUUCCCAUUUCUCUGCGCUUGUGAUCGUUCUAGAUGAUCUUCAGUGGGCAGAUACGUCAUCUCUGGAUAUUUUGGACCACUUAAUAUCCGACAUCCAGAACCCACAACCGUUGAUGAUUAUUGGGUGUUAUCGAUCAAACGAAGUCGACGACAACAGCAUCCUUUACAACCGCAUGCAAACACUUCAGGCGAAGAGCGAAAAGUUUGGCUUCAAAAUCACUGAUAUCAAUCUUCAAAACUUUGAUGUCGAUUCUGUGAAUACGAUGAUUAUGGCAAUGUUAUCAAUUGACGACGAAUCGAAAACCCGAGAUCUAGCAGAAGUAUGCUUCAAGCGUACUUUGGGAAAUCCUUUCUUCUUGAUUGAGUUCAUGAAGAUGCUUCAGGCAGAAGGGUUGCUCCAGUUUAAUCUAGGUAUAUUGAAGUGGGUAUGGGCGGUGUCACGAAUUGAAGAUGCGACCAUGUCGACAGCAAACGUGGUCGAUCUGUUGCAAUCCCGAAUGAGGAAACUUCCGGCCGAUGUUCAGUUACUCUUGCAGUAUGCAGCAUGUCUUGGAUCCUCCUUUGCUGUUUCAACUUUGAGGUAUGUUUGGAAGAAACAUGCAUUGUUGAACUUGGAUGGUGCAAAUCCCAGCGUGACCAGGUUGCUUAGAAUUGUACAGAACGAAAAGCUGAUCGAGCCGUGUGGUUCGGGCGAGUACCGUUGGGUCCACGACAAGGUUCAGGAGGCAGCUUUGUCGUUAUCGGACUUGGUGACUCAUUCGUUCCAGUUUGACUUGGGGAUUUGUUUGUAUGAAGGGUUGCCAGAGCCACAGCUGGAGAAGCAACUAUUCGAUGUUGCCGAUCUUGUCAACAAGGGCAUUGGUUGGGAAAGGCCUGAUCUUUCCAAGUUGAAUCUAAGAGCUGCAAAGAAGGCUCGGAAGAUGGCAGCGUUCGAAAGCGGAUCUCGUUAUGUUGCCAAUGGUAUCAAGCAGCUAUCUUUCGACUCCUGGGUCACAAAUAAGGAGCUGACAUUGGAGUUGUACUCGCUCGGUGCAGAAAUGAAUAUGACGCUUGGAAAGAUCGCUGUGGUGCAGAGUUACAUCGCUGCUGUACUUGAUCGGGAAGGCCAACACACGCCGAUGGAAACUGUUUUCAUUAAAAUGAUCAAGCUUGAGAUUCUGAACACUGUUGAACUUUGCCACGAUGAAGCCGUCAACUAUGGUGUAAAAUUGCUCAAAGAGAUUGGAUACAGCUUUGUUUGGAGGCGACGAGGGUUGUGGGGUGCUCAAGCGUUGGCGUUGAUCCUGAAAACCGCCAGAAGGCUCGAAAAAAUCCCUGUGGAUCAUUUCAAAACCAUCGGAAUGAUGAAAGAUUCGAAACACCUGGCCAUCGCCAGUAUGUUGUCAAUGCUGCAUGUAGCGUCGCACAACGGGAACGAUAUCUUCUUCAACUUUCUCUGUGUAUGCAAGGUGAUCGAAACGACGCUGGAUCAUGGAUUGCAUACAUACUCUGCAGCUGGGUUUGCAAGUCUUGCCGCAGUCGUGAUCUUCUUGAAGAAUGACAGUGCGAAUGCGUCUCGUUUCUGUGACAUUGCAUUCUUGAUUCAAGAAAAGGUUGGCAUUCGAAAUGCAGCUGAGACGCUACACAUCAGCUGGGGAUUUGUGUUGUGCUACACCAAGCCGCUUCAUGAAGCUCUCAAUCCAACACUUGACGGGUACUCCAAAGGCUUGAGGGAUGGGGAUAAUGGAGGUGCAAUGUUGAAUCUUCUGCUCCGCUUUGUCUACCUCCCAUAUAUCAUGGGCAAGAAUCUUGGAUCCAUAGUCGAAAAGUUUCCAACCAUUGCGGCGCAGUUGGAAGAAUCGGGUCGCACGAAGGAGCUAUUGGCGCUUCGGGCGUGUUGGCAAAUGAUACUGAAUCUGCAAUUGCCACCCAAUGAGGCCUCAAAGAAGUUGGAAGGUGAAGUGUAUAGCCAGUCGUCAGAGACUUCUCAAAUUCCUUGGAAAGUUGCGAACGAGAAUCUCGCAAAUGGGGAGCUUCUUCUUUUCUUCUCAGAUCACGAAGCACGGACAAAGCGGCUUAUGAAUGAAGAGAAAGGAAAGACAUACUCCGAGCUAAUCCAGGGAUACUUCCCAAGCCGUAUCGAAACGUUUCAUCGAGGCAUUGCACUGUUUGCUACGGCUCGACACACACGACGCAGAAAGCACAUGUCCGAAGCGAUGAAAGUCAGGAAACAGAUAGCGAAGUGGGCAAAAACAGGAGACCCCAAUAUUCAACACUAUCAUCUACUGUUGAAUGCUGAAGUAGCAGUCUUAGAAAAGAGAUUCACCAAAGCAGAUGCUUUGUACAAGCAGGCUAUCUGUCGUGCCGCUCGAAUUGGUCACAUUCACCACGCUGCCCUGUUUCAUGAGAGGUUUGCGGAAUAUCGGUUGGAAGUGCGUGGUGAUAAAGACGACGGCAAGUACCACAUGGAGCAAGCGGUUCGGUAUUACACUGAAUGGGGAGCGGUUGGCAAAGCGGAGGAGCUGAAGAAAGUUGUGAAGAAUUUGUGA
Cylindrotheca closterium is the source of this 3471-nucleotide messenger RNA. The record is from the annotation of a GenBank genome assembly. NCBI's taxonomy places the organism in Eukaryota, Bacillariophyta, Bacillariophyceae, Bacillariales, Bacillariaceae.